AUGCCACAGCCAUCUAACGGUAACCAAGAACAGAGUAGAAAUCCAAACAACGAACCAAGUGGACAAAUGCAGCCAAACAUUGAAUACAACCAAGGACAGUAUCCGCAAGGGUAUUAUGCUGCACCAGGUGGAAACCAAAAUGUCUAUGAAAACCAGCCGGUGAUGGAAAAGGGAUAUCCACAGCAGCCAAUGAAUGGCUAUCCACCUCAAACACCAAGUUAUCACCAACAAUACUCAAGAGGAUAUGCUCAAUAUCAACCAUUGCUAAUGCAAACAGGACCUCAAGCCAAUUAUCCACCGGCUCAGCCAGGAUACCCACUCCAGCCUCAAAUGCAAUCGACUUACAAUCAAAAUGCACCACAAGGAUAUCCUACAUCUCAGAGAGUUUCGCCACCAACUGCACAGCAGCAGGCUUACAAUCAAAAUGCACCACAAGGAUAUCCUACAUCUCAGAGAGUGUCGCCACCAACUGCACAGCAGCAGGCUUACAAUCAAAAUGCACCACAAGGAUAUCCUACUUCUCAGAGAGUUUCUCCAGCUGUUAUGCAUCAACAGCAGCCGCACAUGGCAGCUGAUAUCGUCAAUCAGCAGAUGCAGCCUCUGAUUGAAGGCAAUAACAUGAAUACUGUCAUAGAAUCAGCAAAUAAAAUAGUUGAUGCAUAUGCUAAUGAUAACUCACUUAAGACACCUUAUGAAAAUACAAUGACACCUGCACAUAACAUGCAAGCAAACGUUGCACAACAACCAGAACACUACCAACAACCGAUAUAUUAUCCACCACAGGCUUUACCGAAUACUACUCAAGUCCCCACUUCUCACCAAUAUCACACUGUGCAG
This is a messenger RNA of Vittaforma corneae ATCC 50505, 837 nucleotides long. RefSeq lists its product as uncharacterized. NCBI's taxonomy places the organism in Eukaryota, Fungi, Microsporidia, Nosematidae. The record is from RefSeq and is a predicted model, not a curated record. The transcript has a single exon. The annotation marks the transcript as partial.